Nematostella vectensis (starlet sea anemone) is the source of this 2627-nucleotide messenger RNA. RefSeq names its product vacuolar protein 8. Gene Ontology annotation, biological process: nucleus-vacuole junction assembly. The record is from RefSeq and is a predicted model, not a curated record. Gene Ontology annotation, molecular function: metal ion binding; protein-membrane adaptor activity. Lineage: Eukaryota; Metazoa; Cnidaria; Anthozoa; Actiniaria; Edwardsiidae. The transcript has 8 exons. The coding region runs from base 53 to 1234 and encodes 393 amino acids.
UUUUAACAUCAUUCUUUCGGGCUCCCUGUGGUAAGACGAUUGUGAAUCCAAGAUGGCGCGCAUAUCUAAUCGUAUCCGACUUGAAGAUAACGAUGUUUUUCCCGCUACUACAGAAGGGCCGGCCAAUGUGUUCUCCUCAACGCCGUUCCUGCUGGUCAAACCAAGGUGGAUGUCUGACGAUGAAGCCCAUGUUUGCCCUCUUUGUUCACAAAAGUUUACACAAAUCCGCCGCAAGCACCAUUGCAGGCAAUGUGGUCGUGUGCUCUGCAACAAAUGCUGUAAUGAAAAGGUUCCCCUACCUCAAAUGGGGUUUGAGGACCCUGAAAGGAUCUGUGAUUACUGCCUACCAGUGACAUCACUCAUAACCAAGUCAAGGUCACUGCAAAUGUCCUUUAAACUAGAGGCUGCCCAGGGUCUGACAGAAAUGUGCAAGGAGCCGGCACAACUUAAAAAGGUUAUUGAGAUGGGUGGUGUGCAGACCAUGAUUUUUCUGAGUCAGAGUAGCCAUGAUGAUGUCAAGCUCUGGGUAUCUGAAGGGUUAAGAAUCCUCUCUACACAUGACCCUCUCCACCCUAUGCUGGCAAAAUGUGGGGCAAUCAAAGCUCUUUGCAGUAUUUUGUCGUCUGCCAGUGAGAGCCAAGAACAAACCCUAAUUAAUGGCAUUAGUGCCCUUAUGAUCUUCUGCAAGUCUGAAGAGUUGAAAGCUCAAGCUCUAGCAGAUGGUGCCCUGUACCCUGUGUUGUCCCAGUGUACCCUAACACUGUUGUUAUUACCUCUAGCUCUAGCAGAUGGUGCCCUGUACCCUGUAUUGUCCCAGUGUACCCUAACACUGUUGUUAUUACCUCUAGCUCUAGCAGAUGGUGCCCUGUACCCUGUGUUGUCCCAGUGCACCCUAACACUGUUGUUAAUACCUCUAGCUCUAGCAGAUGGUGUUCUGUACCCUGUAUUGUCCCAGUGUACCCUAACACUGUUGUUAUUACCUCUAGCUCUAGCAGAUGGUGCCCUGUACCCUGUGUUGUCCCAGUGUACCCUAACACUGUUGUUAAAACCUCUAGUUCUAGCAGAUGGUGUCCUGUACCCUGUAUUGUCCCAGUGUACCCUAACACUGUUGUUAAUACCUCUAGCUCUAGCAGAUGGUGUCCUGUACCCUGUAUUGUCCCAGUGUACCCUGACACUGUUGUCAUUACCUCUAGCUCUAGCAGAUGGUGCCCUGUGUUGUCCCAGUGUACCCUAACACUGUUGUUUACCUCUACCUCUAGCAGAAGGUGCCCUGUACCCUGUGUUGUCCCAGUGUACCCUAACACUGUUGUUAAUACCUCUAGCUCUAGCAGAUGGUGUCCUGUGCCCUGUAUUGUCCCAGUGUACCCUAACACUGUUGUUAAUACCUCUAGCUCUAGCAGAUGGUACCCUGUACCCUGUGUUGUCCCAGUGCACCCUAACACUGUUGUUAAUACCUCUAGCUCUAGCAGAUGGUGCCCUGUGCCCUGUGUUGUCCCAGUGUACCCUAACACUGUUGUUAAUACCUCUAGUUCUAGCAGAUGGUGUCCUGUACCCUGUAUUGUCCCAGUGUACCCUGACACUGUUGUCAUUACCUCUAGCUCUAGCAGAUGGUGCCCUGUAUUGUCCCAGUGUACCCUAACACUGUUGUUAAUACCUCUAGCUCUAGCAGAUGGUACCCUGUACCCUGUGUUGUCCCAGUGCACCCUAACACUGUUGUUAAUACCUCUAGCUCUAGCAGAUGGUGCCCUGUACCCUGUGUUGUCCCAGUGUACCCUAACACUGUUGUUAUUACCUCUAGCUCUAGCAGAUGGUGCCCUGUACCCUGUGUUGUCCCAGUGUACCCUAACACUGUUGUUAUUACCUCUAGCUCUAGCAGAUGGUGCCCUGUACCCUGUGUUGUCCCAGUGUACCCUAACACUGUUGUUAUUACCUCUAGCUCUAGCAGAUAGUGCCCUGUACCCUGUGUUGUCCCAGUGUACCCUAACACUGUUGUUUACCUCUAGCUCUAGCAGAUGGUGCCCUGUACCCUGUAUUGUCCCAGUGUACCCUAACACUGUUGUUUACCUCUAGCUCUAGCAGAUGGUGCCCUGUAUUGUCCCAGUGUACGCUAACACUGCUGUUAUUACCUCUAGCUCUAGCAGAUGGUGCCCUGUACCCUGUGUUGUCCCAGUGUACCCUAACACUGUUGUUAUUACCUCUAGCUCUAGCAGAUGGUGCCCUGUGUUGUCCCAGUGUACCCUAACACUGUUGUUAUUACCUCUAGCUCUAGCAGAUGGUGCCCUGUGUUGUCCCAGUGUACCCUAACACUGUUGUUAAUACCUCUAGCUCUAGCAGAUGGUACCCUGUACCCUGUGUUAUCCCAGUGUACCCUAACACUGUUGUUAUUACCUCUAGCUCUAGCAGAUGGUGCCCUGUACCCUGUGUUGUCCCAGUGUACCAUAACACUGUUGUUAAUACCUCUAGUUCUAGCAGAUGGUGUCCUGUACCCUGUGUUGUCCCAGUGUACCCUGACACUGUUGUCAUUACCUCUAGCUCUAGCAGAUGGUGCCCUGUAUUGUCCCAGUGUACCCUAACACUGUUGUUUACCUCUACCUCUAGCAGAUGGUGCCCUGUACCCUGUGUUGUCC